UUGUCAGCUGACAGCUGUGUGAUGCUAGCAUGUUAGCUUCACAGUUAGCCAGCCGAUACCGCACUGAGCUGUGAGCUAAGCUAGGAGCUAAGCUAUGAGCUAAGCUAGCUGUCAGGAGGGGGUCCGAGUUAUGUGAGCACCCUGUAACCCGGAUGCUCGUGCUGAGGUAACUAGAUGUCGAUUAAAUGGCAAACAUUGGGCAGGGCAAUGGACUUGACUUGCGGGACAGCAAAGAGAAGCUGACAGAUCCUGGGAAAGGCAGCUCACUUGGAUCCGACCCGGAGCUCAACGGCGGUGUCCCCGGGGAGAAACCCACGGACAAGUACGGGUUCACGGGAGGGGCCCAGCAGCACGGCGGGGAGUCUGCUGAAGUAAUCCCCAUUGAGGUGCUGAGGCAACGAGAGGCAAAAUGGCUGGAGAUGCUCAACAGCUGGGACAAGUGGAUGGCCAAAAAACACAAGAAGGUGAAAGAUCGCUGUCAGAAGGGGAUCCCUCCAUCCCUGCGUGGCAGGGCCUGGCUCUACCUCACUGGGGGCAAAGUGAAAAGGGAGCAAAACCAGGGCAAAUUCCAGGAACUGGACAAUCAGCCAGGAGAUCCUAAAUGGGUAGAUAUUAUUGAGAGGGACCUCCAUCGACAGUUUCCCUUCCAUGAAAUGUUUGCAGCCAGAGGAGGUCAUGGGCAGCAGGACCUGCUCCGCGUGUUGAAGGCUUAUACGCUGCAUCGCCCUGAGGAGGGUUACUGUCAGGCUCAGGCUCCCAUCGCUGCUCUCCUCCUGAUGCAUAUGCCAGCAGAGGAUGCAUUUUGGGUUCUUGUCCAGAUUUGUGAGAAAUACCUUCCUGGAUACUACAGUACAGGGCUGGAGGCGAUCCAGCUGGACGGGGAGAUCCUGUACGCUCUGCUGCGGCGGGUGUCUCCUGUGGCCCACCGGCAUCUGAAGAAGCAUAAGAUGGAGCCCAUCCUGUACAUGACCGAGUGGUUCAUGUGCGCCUUCUCUCGGACUCUGCCGUGGGCCUCGGUGCUGCGUGUCUGGGACAUGUUCCUCUGUGAGGGAGUAAAAAUCCUCUUCCGAGUGGGCCUGGUUCUCCUAAAAUCCACGUUGGGAUCCCAGGAGAAACUGAAGUCCUGUCAAGGUCUCUAUGAAACUAUGGAACUGCUCCGAGCUAUUCAGCCACAGUAUAUGCAAGAAACCUUCCUGGUGCAAGAGAUUAUUGAGCUAGAGGUGUCUGAGAAAGACAUUGAGAAGGAACACCAUGCUCAGCUGCGGCGCUGGAAGGAGACUCACGGAGAUCUACACUGCAAGUCCCCUCCCAGGAUGCACGGCGCCAAGGCCAUCAUGGCUGCCGAGCCGCCCAGUCGACAGGAGCUGAGACAGAGGCCCACCAUCAUUGUGAAGUCACCCUUGGCAGACGGGGAGAGAGCAGAGGACGGCAAGAAGAGUGGAAAGACUAAAGCGGAAAAACAGAAACUUAUCACUCCGCCACAGGAGACUGUUAAUCCUUACCUUCCUCCCAGUGACCCCUCUGCUCUCCUCAAACACAUGACUGUGAAAGGCUCCAAAGAGAGUCUGAGCAGUGCAGAGCAUGACACAUACCUGUAGCAAGGUAAGUGUUACCAGUUUACUAACAUAAACCAUUCUACAUAGCCUUUACUAACUUACUUAUCACACUUUCCACGACUAAGUGUGUCUGUAGACGUCAUGAAUGUGAUGUGAAAAAUGGCUAAUUUGACAAUCAAGAAUAAAAGUAAUCACAUUAUCAAAGCUGGCAAAAAUACCAUUGCUCAGAUUACUAAGCAGUCACUGUAAUGCUCAACACAUUAUUGCUGUCAUUUCAUGUAUACAGGUUUCUAUUUACUCUAGCUAAAGUCGCUGAAAUUUAUGGAACUCAUAAAUGUGUAACCGUCAGAUGGUGACAGUGUGUCCUUUGGUUUUAGCACCUGGGGUCAUGAGGCUAUAGGAGCAUUUACUCCAUAUGACUGAACACGUAGGGAUAAAUACUUGCUGACUCACUGUUAACAGAUACUGAUGCUGAUUACCUCUUACAUUUUAAAUUUACCUCUAAGAUUCUUUCCUUUGUUAUAAAUGAAGUCUGAUUUUGUCUGUUUAUGAAGUCUUUUUUAAGAGCACUUUACCUUUCAUAGGCUUCCUCUUUGCCUACAUGUUAGUCAGUAUGUUGCCAAUGCCAACGCAGAGAUUUGUAUUUAUCCUGCUUUGAUAGACUCGCACUAAGACACACAGUUAAUCAGUGUGUCUGUUAAGCACAGUCGCUUGUGACUGUUGCGCUGCAUCCGGCAGUUUGUCUUUGCUGGUUUUGAACACUGGAGGGCGUCCUGAGAUUAUCUCACAGCCGUGACCAGCAGGAGUCUUUGUGAGGGCAAAAACUGACACAAUGAAGGAAGAAGUGAAAAGGGACAUUUUUGUAUCACCAAGCCAAAGAUUUGUAAUGAAUAUUUUUACGAUAUAUUUUGUCAAAGCUGUUCAAUCAUAUUGUGAUACAGUAAAAUGCCAUUUUGAAGAACGUUAAUACAAAGCUGUGUUUUUUUGCAAUCAUGCUUAAAGAUUUAGACUUAUAAAUAUAUCUUAUGUUACUAUAAAAGUCAAAGACAGCAUUAGGAGUUUUUUCUUAACACUCAAUAUGAUUUUUCACCUUCUCUUUUUUUACAUCUUAAACCAGGAUGUGCUGCAAAGCGUAAUGUUACCUUUGUGGACAAAACUACAAAUCUAGAACCUACAAACUAAUAAUGAUGUACAAUUAUAAUCUUUAUCAGUUCUUUUCUAAUGGCAUUAUUUAGCUAAAAUUGAAUUAAAACACUGGGUUUCUUUGCUAUUUGAAAUGUAUGACCCUACAUGAUUUUCACUACACUUUUGGGUAAAAAACAGACUAAACUAUUAAAGAAAGAAAAAUACAUUUGAGCAUCAAAAGAUAUUAAAAGAAAAAUAUCUUGGUAACCAAGCCAAGGGAGCCAUAAAUCUUUGAUGAUGACCAAACAGUAUGUGUUGAUUCUAAUUGUAUCUGAAAUGUUUCACUGAAGAAAUAGGUUGAAAAACUCAACUCAACUCAACAUUUAACUCCCAGUCCAGGAAAUUCCUUAAUUAGCAGUUACACAUGGAACUGAUUUCCCGAUUAUUUGCUGUGAAGGUUUUUUCAUUGGAAAAUCAUUGUGGGUGUAUGUUGAUUUAGAACAAUGUGGGAGAUUUUUUUGAAGUACUGUAUGUGCUGCAGAUUUAUUUUCUGUCUUUUAGGAAGCACUGUUUACUUGCAAUGUCCUCAGAAGCUUUCCGACAGUGAAUUUCUACCGGGAGCUUUCUAUACUGUCAUGUAGAUGGUGCCGCUGAGCUUCAUCCAGGGAUUCAAAUGACUAGUUUUCCAGUCAUGCUGUAGGAUGCAGGACAUACAGAAUGUGGUUUGGCUUCUAAAAUACUGUAUGUUGAUUUUUUUUUUUUCAACAUUCUGUUUCAGUAUCCAUCAAACAUAUAAAUCAGGGAUGUUGUGCAGCUCCUUAUUCCUAAUCAUUGCAACUAUAAAGAUUAAUGAGAACAUUAUUUAAGCCUUAGGCUUGUAAAUGUGCAAUGUAUCCUGCUGUUUUCAUCGGUAUAUAGGACUUUAUUAUGGAUCUGUUAGCUUAUUUGAUUUUAAAUCAACUUUACAUAUCUUCACAUUUUAUGCCAAAUUACAUUUAAAUCAAUAAAAAAAUUGAAA
Molecule: messenger RNA, 3699 nt
Organism: Anoplopoma fimbria (sablefish)
Lineage: Eukaryota; Metazoa; Chordata; Actinopteri; Perciformes; Anoplopomatidae
Product: TBC1 domain family member 10A-like
Exons: 9
Coding region: 186-1598 (470 amino acids)
Source: RefSeq, a predicted model, not a curated record